AUGCCUAUGCUAAAAGGGUUGUCGCUGUUCUGGAGCCAGUUGGUGCUAACUGAGGCAUUCUCUGCUACAUGGAAGUGGGAGGUUUUCAAGAACUACAGUAUAAAGGAAACUGACAAGGCUCUGGGAGUACCUCCAAGUCGCAAGAUUCCCAAGUCCCCUCCCCAAGACCGUGCAAUAAUAGUUCCUGGGAGGAGAACCAGAGACGGCAAAACAGAACAGAAAGGCGGAGAUAAAAAGAGAGGUGUUAAAAGACCCCGAGAAGAUCAUGGCCGAGGAUAUUUUGAGUAUAUUGAAGAAAACAAGUACAGCAGAGCCAAGUCUCCUCAGCCACCUGUUGAAGAAGAAGACGAACACUUCGAUGACACAGUGGUUUGUCUUGAUACUUGUAAUUGUGAUCUGCAUUUUAAAAUAUCAAGAGACCACCUCAGUGCUUCUUCCCUUACUAUGGAGAGUUUUGCUUUUCUUUGAGCUGGAGGAAGAGCAUCUCAUGGUGUAUCAGGAAGAGCAUCUCAUGGUGUGUCAAAGGGCAAAGUCUGUUUUGAGAUGAAGGUAAUGGAGAAGAUCCCAGUAAGGCAUUUGUAUACAAAAGACAUCCACAUACAUGAAGUUCGGAUCGGCUGGUCACUAGCCACCAGUGGGAUGUUGCUUGGCGAAGAAGAAUUUUCCUAUGGAUAUUCUCUGAAAGAAAUAAAAACCUGCAACUGUGAGACAGAAGAUUAUGGAGGGAAGUUUGAUGAAAAUGAUGUGAUUACAUGUUUUGCUAACUUGGAAAUGGAUGAAGUUGAACUCUCCUAUGCAAAGAAUGGACAAGAUCUUGGUGUUGCCUUCAAGAUCAGUAAGGAAGUUCUUGCCAACAAGCCACUGUUCCCACAUGUUCUUUGCCACAACUGUGCAGUUGAAUUUAAUUUUGGUCAGAAGGAAAAGCCAUACUUUCCAAUACCCAAAGACUGUACUUUUAUCCAAAAUGUCCCCUUAGAGGACCGAGUUAGAGGACCAAAGGGACCUGAAGAGAAGAAGGAUUAUGAAGUUGUAAUGAUGAUUGGCUUGCCAGGAGCUGGGAAAACUACCUGGGUUACUAAGCAUGCAGCUGAAACCCCUGGGAAGUAUAACAUUCUUGGAACAAAUACCAUUAUGUAUAAAAUGAUGGUUGCUGGUUUUAAGAAGCAGAUGGUAGAUACUGGAAAGCUGAAUACACUGUUGCAGAGAGCUCCACAGUGUCUUGGAAAGUUUAUCAAGAUUGCUGCCCGCAAGAAGAGAAAUUUUAUUUUGAAUCAGACAAAUGUGUCUGCAGCUGCCCAGAGGAGAAAAAUGUGCCUGUUUGCAGGCUUCCAGUGGAAAGCUGUUGUAGUUUGCCCAAAAGAUGAAAACUAUAAGCAGAGGACACAGAAGAAAGCAGAAGUAGAAGGGAAAGACCUUCCAGUACAUGCUGUCCUUAAGAUGAAAGGAAACUUCACCCUGCCAGGGGUAGCUGAAUGCUUUGAUGAAAUAACUUAUGUUGAGCUUCAGAAGGCAGAAGCCCAAAAGCUUUUGGAGCAAUAUAAAGAAGAAAGCAAAAAGGCACUUCCGCCAGAAAAGAAGCAAAACACUGGCUCAAAGAAGAGCAAUAAAAACAAGAGUGGCAAGAACCAAUUCAACAGAGGUGGUAGCCAUAGAGGACAUGGAGGAUUCAACAUGCAAGGUGGCAAUUUUAGAGGAGGAGCUCCUGGGAACCGUGGUGGAUAUAACAGGAGAGGCAACAUGCCACAGGGAGGUGGCAGUGGUGGAAGCGGUGGAACUGGCUAUCCAUAUCCUCGUGGUCCUGUGUUUCCUGGCAGAGGUGGUUACUCAAACAGAGGGAAUUAUAACAGAGGUGGAAUGCCCAACAGAGGGAACUAUAACCAGAACUUCAGAGGGCGAGGAAACACUCAUGGCUACAAAAGUCAAUCUCAGGGCUACAACCAGUGGCAGCAGGGUCAAUUCUGGGGUCAGAAGCCAUGGAGUCAGCAUUAUCACCAAGGAUAUUAUUGAAUACCCAAAUAAAACGAACUGAUACAUAUUUCUCCAAAA
Messenger RNA from Acomys russatus (golden spiny mouse), 2046 nucleotides. RefSeq names its product heterogeneous nuclear ribonucleoprotein U-like. Gene Ontology annotation, biological process: negative regulation of telomere maintenance via telomerase; regulation of mitotic spindle assembly; positive regulation of attachment of mitotic spindle microtubules to kinetochore. Gene Ontology annotation, cellular component: kinetochore; nuclear matrix; inactive sex chromosome. Gene Ontology annotation, molecular function: promoter-specific chromatin binding; snRNA binding; ribonucleoprotein complex binding. NCBI's taxonomy places the organism in Eukaryota, Metazoa, Chordata, Mammalia, Rodentia, Muridae. The record is from RefSeq and is a predicted model, not a curated record.